AUGAGUCACAUACUUGCUCAGCAGCGAAACCAAACUAGUUAUUUGUAAUCUUUAAUCCCGAUAACAUCAAAAACCAAACAAAGUCCACCAAACCUGCAACGUUGCAAACAAGAGACACCCAGAAAUCCAGCACCCCCCUCCAAACCCAAAAAAAAAAAUAAAAAAAAUCCAGUCUUAUGAGAGAGAAAGAGAAAUUUCAGCUCUUCUUUCCCGUCAAACCAGAAUUUCAUUAAAAUAUGCUUGAAAUUUAACUGGGUUUGAAGUUAUCUUGAACAAAGUGGCUAAAUUUUUGGUGGGUCUUUUGCAUUCUACCCAGAAAAUAUGUGGGGUUUUGGAGGAAGGUAUUAUUGGGGGAGGAGAGAGAGUGGGAGACAUACAGAAGGAAUAGUUGUUGUAUUCGCUUGGAUGUCCAGUGAAGAGAGACAUUUGAAGCAUUACAUCGAUCUCUACGCUUCUUUGGGUUGGAAUUCUCUUGUUUGUCACUCUCAAUUCCUCAAUUCGUUCUUCCCUGAAAAGGCCACACUAUUGGCUCUAAACAUUUUGGACGAGCUUAUAGAGGAGCUGAAGACAAGUCCUUGCCCUGUUGUUUUUGCAUCCUUUUCCGGGGGUCCAAAGGCUUGCAUGUAUAAAGUUCUCCAGAUCAUUGAGGGUAAAUGUGAGAGACAUGAAAAUCUGAUUAAAUAUCAAGUGGUUAGAGAUCGCGUUGCCGGCCACAUUUUUGACUCCAGUCCCGUGGAUUUUACCAGUGACUUGGGUACUCGUUUUAUUGUUCACCCAUCAGUUCUUAAAGUGUCGGACCCACCAAGAUUUGUGUCGUGGAUAGCAAAUGGUAUUGCUUCUGGUUUGGAUGGCCUCUUCCUUAGUAGGUUUGAAUCACAACGAGCUGAGUACUGGCAGACUCUAUACUCUUCAGUUACCAUGGGAGCACCAUACCUAAUUAUGUGCUCAGAAGAUGAUGCUCUUGCUCCCUGUGAAACUAUUUGCAAUUUUGCACGCCGAUUGCAGGAACUUGGUGGUGAUGUGAGAUUAGUGAAGUGGAUCAGCUCGCCUCAUGUAGGUCAUUAUCGACAGCAUCCAGUUGAUUACAAGGGUGCUGUGACUGAGCUACUGAGAAAGGCAUCUGCCGUUCAUUCACAAAGGAUACCGCGGCUUGAAGGUGGGAUGAUGGGCUUUGAGGGUUCUCGUGAUGAGAUCUCUGAACCACUGGGUGACCUAAGGAAAGCCGCAGCCAGCUCAAAUGACAUCUACAAGAGAUUCUCAAUUGACCUACCAGAACAUGCCAUUGUGCCCAAAAGCUCGUUUGAGUAUCAUGGAGGUGGAGCUGUUGGAUCAGUUCAAGAUGAGAAGCCUGCCCUCGUCCACCUACCUAGCCCGCCAAGGAUUAAUGCUAACGGAGUUCUUGGUCAAAUACUCUUUGAUGUAUGUGUCCCAAAGAACAUCGAGGAAUGGGAUGUAGGGUCAUUGACGUCCUUGCGUCAUUCACCAUUUCCUCCAACAAGGAGGCACUCCAUGCAUUUUAAUCCCAUUAAAUGCAUACGACGCUCAAGAUUAUGAUUUCCGUGUCUGAACUUUCUGUGUGGAUUCAGAAUGUAAUGUAGAUUUUUGAGAGUGAAAUGGAGUUCCUCCUAACUCAUGGCAAAUGCCGAUUGCACUUCAUUGAAACGACGGAGGAAUCGUAUGGAAAAGGGCAAGUAUUACAGAAGUUGGAUUGUCUUUGAUUGAAGCCAUAGGCUGGUUCUUUGGCACACUGAGGUUCGAUAAGAGCAGCGUCCUUUGCAAGCUUCACCAGAGAUGGAUUAUAACUUUAUGUAAAAAUAUACAUAUAUACUAAAUAUACUAAUAUAUUAUAUAUGUGAAUUAACAUUAAUAUAGUUUUCUGAAUACUAGCUAUAGAUUGCUGGAUUCUCAUACAUGUAAAUGCCAGUUUGCGUAAUGGUUCCGCUCAUAUUCUAAAACUCAUGACAUCCUUUUUACACUUGUCAAUCAGAAGCCCUAGCUAUUAUGAUUUGUCA
Molecule: messenger RNA, 2012 nt
Organism: Beta vulgaris subsp. vulgaris (sugar beet)
Lineage: Eukaryota; Viridiplantae; Streptophyta; Magnoliopsida; Caryophyllales; Amaranthaceae
Exons: 7
Coding region: 322-1554 (410 amino acids)
Source: RefSeq, a predicted model, not a curated record